GUGCUUUCAGGUGACAUUCUGUACUUUGACGAUCACGCGUACUUAUACUUCAAGGACCGAAUCGGCGACACCUUUCGAUGGAAAGGUGAAAACGUGUCCACCAAUGAAGUGGAGGGCAUCGUGCAGCGCAUCUCUGGCCUUACCGACGCUACUGUAUACGGCGUCGAGAUUGUGGGAUCUGAGGGUCGUGCCGGCAUGCUUGCCAUCGUUGAUGUCAAGAAGACCAUCAACAUCGAAGGAUUCUACUCGCUUCUUUGCAACUAUCUUCCCCGGUACGCCGUUCCAAUUUUCAUACGCUUCUGCCAGGAAGUGGAAACGACCGGUAAGUCAAGUGGGAUCAAACUUUUUUCUCUCACUUUCGUUCACUAUCUUAGUCUUCCUGUGGCAUCAUUGAUU
This is a messenger RNA of Soboliphyme baturini, 396 nucleotides long. The record is from the annotation of a GenBank genome assembly. NCBI's taxonomy places the organism in Eukaryota, Metazoa, Nematoda, Enoplea, Dioctophymatida, Soboliphymatidae.